AUGGAUGUUCAAGUUCAAGUCAAUGUGGAGCAACCAAAGGUUGUUGGUAUUGAGCAACAAAAGCAUGAAGUCGAUGCACAACCAGAUCGACAACAAAUUGUUGUAGAUGAGGCUGUUGUUCCACCUGAGGUUGUACAACCAGAUAACAACAAUAAUGUUGAUAUUGCUCCGCCUCUGCAACAAGAACAAGUACAACAACAACCAUUGGAUGAUCAAAGCAACAAUAAUAACAACAACAACAAUGUAGAGUCAAGAGAACAAAUUGAGAAAUUGAUAAUAGACCCUAUUACAAUGGAUAUAAUGAGCAAUGCUGUUAUUGCACCUUGUGGACACUCAUUUGAUGAAGGAUCAAUCACUGGAUGGUUGGCAAGACAGUCUACAUGUCCACUAUGCAAGAAGACAUUGUUGCUCAAGGACUUGGCUCCAAACUAUUCAUUACGCGAGCUAAUCAAUCAUUUGGACAAAAUUGACAAUGUACUGGUGGACAAUGAGCGUGAGAAGCGCACCCAAGUCCAACAAGAACAAAAGCAUCAGGAGAUCUCAUCUCAGAUAUCGGUGUUGGCUGCACAACUCUCCCAGUUGUCCACCAUCAUCAACAAUGGACAGUCUGCUUGCGGUUCGCCAAUCGUCCAGCCUGCAGUCUCAUCGCCAGUCGCUGGCGCAUCAACUGAGCCCAAGAAGGCCAACUAUCAAAUCAGAGAACUGUGGGCCAACGAAGCCGUCACAGCCUCCUACUUAAUCGAGCGAUCGACAAGACUUGACCCAUUCAUGAACUAUUUCUUCCAGAAUGUAUAUUGGAGAAAGUCUGGCGCAGAAUGGUAUUGCCAGAAGAUGGUGGAGUACGCCGUAAAGAAGGCAAGAGUAUGGGGACUGUUCACUGAACAGUCUCAAUCUAGACAGACCCUGUCUGGAAUUAUGAUCUGUCAACCACCCUUCCAGGUUGGUGUAUCCAUGGUGGAUAUGUUACGUAUUGGCAUGUUAGGCGCACCCCUAAAGAUGGGUGUGGCGCCACUCUCCAGAGUACUGGCACUCUAUGAGGUAGCCGAAAGAGAGCAUCGUAUUCACACAAAUGGUGUGCCCCACUGGUAUCUCAAUUGUGUGUGUAUAGAUCCAGAGGUCCAGAACAAGAAGAUUGGAACAGAGUUGGUUGGCACUAUUAUCAAGUUGGCGGAUUCACAAAAGGUGUCCGUGUACACUGAUACUGCACAUCCAGACAACCUUAGAUUCUUUGAACGACUUGGAUUCAAAGUGAUGAAGCAUGUUACUGAGACUGGUACUAUUCCAUUCUGGGUUUUGAUCAGAGAGCCUCAUUUCUGA
Molecule: messenger RNA, 1317 nt
Organism: Acytostelium subglobosum LB1
Lineage: Eukaryota; Evosea; Eumycetozoa; Acytosteliales; Acytosteliaceae
Exons: 4
Coding region: 1-1317 (438 amino acids)
Biological process (GO): protein ubiquitination
Molecular function (GO): ubiquitin-protein transferase activity; acyltransferase activity, transferring groups other than amino-acyl groups
Source: RefSeq, a predicted model, not a curated record